Leucoraja erinaceus (little skate) is the source of this 2369-nucleotide messenger RNA. RefSeq names its product cilia and flagella associated protein 206 (gene cfap206). Bases 146 to 2011 code for a protein of 621 amino acids. Gene Ontology annotation, cellular component: axoneme; ciliary basal body. The transcript is spliced from 12 exons. The record is from RefSeq and is a predicted model, not a curated record. Gene Ontology annotation, biological process: sperm axoneme assembly; regulation of flagellated sperm motility; regulation of cilium beat frequency. NCBI's taxonomy places the organism in Eukaryota, Metazoa, Chordata, Chondrichthyes, Rajiformes, Rajidae.
AACCGGACAGAUCCAGGGAACAACAACUUGGAGCCCCAGGCAGGGGACUGCAGGGAGUGCAAUCAUCUGGCGUUAGGAUCCUUACAUCUGACAAUCUUUCUUGCUCUUUUUUUAAGAUCAUAUAUUCUCGUCCCACAGGUCCGAAAUGGAUCUGUCACAGGCGGAAUGUGUUAUUAAGAAUAUAAUCCGGGAGAUCGCCCAGGAGUGCGCAGAUAGGGGACACUCCAUCUCCGAGACCCUGGUAGCAUUCAUGGUUAAAGCUGUUGUUCUGGAUCCAAGAUAUGAGUUCAACGUGGAUAGAAGACUCACAAAAACUGAUGUCAACAAGCUUAUUAUGAUUUGUGUGGAUAGAUUGCUCGAAGCAGAUCGGCCUUCUCUUGACACAAUCAAGAUGCAAAUAUAUUUUGAUAUGAAUUAUACAAGUAGAGCGGAAUUCCUCGCAGAGCACCGCAGUGUCUUGGAGUCGAGACUGGCUCCCGUGUGCAGAGAAAUCACAGAUUGUCGUGCAAGGUCUCGUGAAGAAUUUGAAUGUCUUUACCGCAAAAUCGUCAGCUAUGUCCUGCUCCAGUCCGGCCUUGGCUCUCCCACCGACAUAGGUGUAGUGAGAGAGGCAACUGCUGCGCUGCAAAGUGUCUUUCCACAGACAGAACUGGGAACCUUUCUUGUUCUCACAAAAAGGGACAAGGAACGGCAGCUGAACGAACUCAACAUGAUUGUCACUGGCAUCCGACUGUUCAACAAAAACUGCAAGAAGGGUGGCGAGGGUAUUGAUGACUUGCCUGCCAUUCUAAAUGAAGCCCUUCCAGCAACCAAGCAGAAUGUCGACUCUGAGCUACAAGCUACUCAGCAAUUAGUUUAUCAUUACACGGCCAUUAUCGAGAGGCUGGAGAAAAGUCGGCAACAAUGCUACGAAACAGAUGGGUUGCACGAUAAGCUGAAGGAGGCCUUAUUCAAUGUGAGACAGCAUGAGAUAUUUCUGUCCAUCAUCAUGACUGAAAUCAUCACAUGUGCUAAACAGGUUGAACUGAUCCAGGAGCAAUUUAACAAGGAGAUGGAACAGUUGAACACUGUGGUUAAGUCAAAGGCAGCAGUACCCACUGCACAAGUUUAUCCUCAUUUUAUUUGUCUCUCCAACCUGUGGAGCCAUUUCCAAGAUGAGAUGGUGCUGCUCAGUGUCUUCAGCAACUUGUUAACCAACCUCGAUCCGUACAUGGGAAGCCACUCACAACUCUUUCCAGAGGGUGUCAUUGGGCCCUUGCUGGAAGGAACGGAUGUGAAAUCAGAUGCGCAGCGACUGAGUGAAGUAUCAGAUGAGAAAAUAAAUCCAUCAGACAUCAAGAAUCGUGAGUGGAUCUUUCCAGACAACACCCUACAUUGUCAACAACUGAUCGUGCAGUAUCGAGGAUUCUGUGCCUACACACUUAGUGCAAGACAUGGUCUCCUUCUGAAAGGCAAUCCAGCUAUUGGGAUUCUUAAAUAUCAAGAAAAAUAUUACACCUUCUCCUCAAAGGAGGCUGCCACCGCUUUUGCUCAAAAGCCCGAUUAUUAUAUUGCUAAGGCAGCGGAGGAAGCCAAACAAUCUCCAGAGCUCAUUCAACUCCUGGAGCUCCAUCAGCAGUUCUCCACAAUUAGUCCCUAUUCACAGCCGGGAAAAUGCAAGAAAGCCAUUGCAAAAUGUGACAGCAGCACACAAACUGAUACUCACAUCCUGGAGCCAAACAUUGUUAGAUCAUAUGAAUGGAAUGAGUGGGAGUUAAGAAGAAAAGCAAUACAAAUGGCAAACCUGCGGCAGAAGGUCACUCGUUACAUGCAGACAACUCUCAGCCACAUGAGAAGAGACAACACUUCCCAAGUCUACCUUCCUAAGAAUAAGGCAGUACAGACAAAACGAGAAAACUCCUGCAACGUGCCCAAGCCACAGGUUUUCUAUGCUGGUCUUCGUGGAGGAAAUGUUACAGAACCUACAAACGUGAUCAAAUUCAACUUAACAAGAGCUGUAGAUGAAACAUAAAACUGAGCUUCCUGCAUCCACAAAAAAACUUUAAUAACCAUUUAUUUUAAUUGUUAAACAUCUGUAUGGCUUUUGAUUGUCAUAUUUAGUAUUAAGCUAGAACAAAAUGAAUAAUUUAAAAAAAUAUGCAGAUCUGCAAUAUUUUGCAGCUCCAAUCUUAUUUCUCAUAUUGAUGUAGAAUUUGUUACGCUAGCAAGCACUAGCACAAAUCUAUGACCUCUUGAAUAAAGUUGAUUAAACGUGUGGAUUAAAAAGAUGUUGGCUGCAGAUUAGGUGUAUUAAAUUCAAGCACAAGGAAAAAUCCUCUGAAAAAUUUUAGUACAGGGACUUGUAGAGUCAUAUACCAUGGAAACAGGCU